AUGAGGUCCGUCUUCACCCUGCUGCUUCUGGUUUCUAUCAAGCAUGUUACAGGAUCUCUUCUUGAGAAGACAACCCAGCGGUGGGCUCAGUAUAAAGAAAAGUGUCUAAGAGACUUACGUAAGGAACCUUCUGGCAUAUUUUGCAAUGGUACCUUUGAUCAGUAUGUGUGCUGGCCUCAUUCCUUCCCAGGAAACGUCUCUGUUCCCUGCCCAUUUUAUUUACCUUGGUGGAAUGAAGAGAGAUCAGGAAUGGCCCACAGAUACUGUUUGGCUCAAGGGACUUGGCAGAUGCGGGAGAACUCCACAGAUAUUUGGCAGGAUGAUUCUGAAUGUUCUGAAGAACACAGCUUCAAAAAAAACGAGAAGCACCAUGACUUGCUAUUGAACUUGCAGCUGUUGUACACCGUGGGUUACUCUGUCUCCAUUGCUUCCCUCUGCCUGGCUCUCAGUCUUCUCUUAUUUCUUCGAAAACUCCACUGCACACGCAAUUACAUCCACAUGAACUUGUUUGCGUCUUUCAUUUUGAAAGCCAUAGCAGUUCUGGUGAAGGAUGUUGUCAUCCAUAAAUCUUACUCGAAGAGGCCCAACAAUGAGGAAGAGUGGCUGUCCUACAUGUCAGAGGUAUCCGUCUCCUGCCGUUCAGUCCAGAUUCUCCUGCACUACUUUGUGGGCACCAAUUACUCAUGGCUGCUUGUUGAAGGACUUUACCUCCACUGGCUACUUGAACCCAUUGUGCAUUUUGAAAAGUGGCUUUGGCCCAGAUACUUUCUGGUGGGAUGGGCUUUCCCAGUGCUUUUUGUUGCACCAUGGGGUAUUGUCCGUGCAAAAUUGGAGAACACAGGAUGCUGGGGAAACAACAAUAAUAUGAAAAUAUGGUGGAUCAUUCGAGGACCUAUGAUGUUUUGUGUAGCGGUCAAUUUCUUCAUCUUCAUGAAAAUUCUCAAGCUUCUCAUUUCUAAGCUGAAAGCUCGUCAAAUGUGCUUCAAAGAUUAUAAAUACAGGUUAGCAAAAUCAACGCUGGUCCUCAUUCCUUUAUUGGGUGUUCAUGAGAUAAUCUUCACUUUCAUCACUGAUGAUCACAUUACUGGAUUUCCAAGACAUCUCCGACUCAUCUUUCAGUUGACUCUGAGCUCCUUCCAUGGAUUUCUUGUUGCCUUGCUGUAUUGCUUUGCCAAUGGAGAGGUGAAGACUGAGCUGCGGAAGCACUGGGUUCGCUUUCUGCUAGCCCGCGAGUCUGGUUGUAGAGCCUGGAUCCUAGAGAAGAACUUCCGAUUCCUGGGCAAAUGUCCUAAGAAGUUCUCCGAGGGAGACAAUUCACUGCAGCCCUCACCUGGCAGGGGUCAGAUACUACACCUGACCCUACAGAGUUCUGGGACUCUGGGAGCCCGGGUGCCCCGGGGUAGCAGUCUGUCAGAGAGCAGUGACGGGGACAUCACCCUCACUCACACUAUGGAGGAGAUUCUUGAGGAGAGUGAGAUAUAG
Molecule: messenger RNA, 1482 nt
Organism: Sorex fumeus (smoky shrew)
Lineage: Eukaryota; Metazoa; Chordata; Mammalia; Eulipotyphla; Soricidae
Gene: GLP2R
Product: glucagon like peptide 2 receptor
Exons: 13
Coding region: 1-1482 (493 amino acids)
Biological process (GO): cell surface receptor signaling pathway; adenylate cyclase-modulating G protein-coupled receptor signaling pathway
Cellular component (GO): plasma membrane
Molecular function (GO): peptide hormone binding; glucagon receptor activity
Source: RefSeq, a predicted model, not a curated record